This is a messenger RNA of Durio zibethinus, 1142 nucleotides long. RefSeq names its product Subunits of heterodimeric actin filament capping protein Capz superfamily (gene CPA). Gene Ontology annotation, cellular component: cortical cytoskeleton; F-actin capping protein complex. Gene Ontology annotation, biological process: actin cytoskeleton organization; barbed-end actin filament capping. NCBI's taxonomy places the organism in Eukaryota, Viridiplantae, Streptophyta, Magnoliopsida, Malvales, Malvaceae. Gene Ontology annotation, molecular function: actin filament binding. The record is from RefSeq and is a predicted model, not a curated record.
AUGGCAGAAGAAGCGGAGCUGAGCGAGGAGCAAAAGAAAGAGAUCGCCAAAUGGUUCCUCCUCAACGCUCCCACUGGCGAAAUCCAAUACGUUGCCAAAGAUUUAAAAUCGGUUUUGAAUGAUGAUGACGUGUACAACGAGGAAGCAUCGGAGGCAUUCCCCGUUUACAACAAAUCUCACAUGAUUUGCCUCGAAAUGCCUGGUAGAUUUGGAGAUGUGCUUGCUACAUCUUAUGGGGAGCUUCAGGAUAAUGAGUAUCUUGACCCCAAGACUGCCCAAGUUGCCGUAGUUGACCAUAUCAAACAGGUUUGUACAGAGGUGAGACCUGCCACCGAUGAGGAGCUUCCAUCCCCAUAUAUCGAGGAAUACCGAUGAGCUCUGGAAGCAGAAAUGGUAAAGUAUGUUGGUGAAGCUUAUCCAAAAGGUUUUUGUUCAAUUAACUGUAUUAAUUGAAAAGAUGUGGAGGAACCCGGAUCUGAUUUUGAGCUUGUUGUAGUGAUUUCUGCUGCUAGACUUAGCCCACAGAAUUUCUGCAAUGGAUGUUGGCAGUCAAUAUGGAACAUUGAGUUCAAAGACGAUAUUCCAAUGCUGGAAUUAAAAGGCAAAAUGCAGGUGGGUGCACACUAUUUUGAAGAAGGAAAUGUGCAAUUAGAUGCAAAACAUGAAUGUAGAGAUUCUGCAAUGUUUCAGUCCCCUGAUGAUAGUGCAAUUGCCAUAGCCAGCAUAAUUCGCCACCAUGAGGCAGAGUACCUGGCAUCUCUUGAGGCAUCCGAUUUGAAUUUGCCAGAUACCACUUUCAAGGAUCUUCAGAGGAAACUUCCAGUCACUCGGACCCUAUUUCCAUGGCAUAACACUUCACAAUUCAGCCUGACAAGAGAGAUUUCAAAAGAACUCGGAAUUGGGAAGUUACCAUACCAUAUGAAAAGGCAUAAAGCACAUUCCUUCAUGCACAAAAUCAAGUUUGACAAGAUCCAUAAUCACCAGAUUGAUUGUAUGUUUAGUGCAGUUAUCUGUAAUUUGGUGUGCAAGUUGUCUUCUCCUGUAAGAAUCUCAAUUUUGUUAUGCUAUCCCGCAUCAUUCUUUACAAGCCAUGUAUAGCAUUGCUUCGAACAGUUCCAACCUUUUUAUUUGCUUGUGAUGGU